UGCGUCCUCGAGAGCACGUCCUUCGUCUUCCUCGGACAAACCUGUCGCUGCGUCCGCCAGAACACCCUCGGUUGGCUGCUCGAUCCAACGGGAACGCUCGCGAACCCGAUCCACCGGUGACUCGCGCCGCAAGAGACCUGUUCCUUCGUUUCCUCCCGAAACCGAUUCGAAAACUCCGUUCUCUUCGCUUCUGAUCGCUCGAGAAUAUUCAAACUCGCGCGACAAACGGUCGGGACGGUGAGAGCGAGAGGAAACGUCGACGUUGGUAUCAUCGAAGCGGGAGGUGCCGUUUCGUCGAAGAUUCGAGGAUCGCCGAGCAGUUUUCCGGCUCGAAGAAGAGAAACUCGGUUCGAAGAUCGAAGAUAACGCCACGGAUGCUGUAGGAGCCCGCGCGACACUCGGCUGAAGGCGCAGAGAGAAGGGCAGAUGGGUAACGGAGUGAUCCCGCUGGUGGUGGUGGCCAUGGUGCCCAUAAUCGCGGGCACGAUCGGGCAGCGCGCCCUCGGCAAGCGGAACGCGCCGGCCAGCCUCGACUAUCCCGACUACUCCACCAAGUACGACGAGUAUCCGGUGGUGGUGCCAAAGAGGGCUGCCCUGCUAUUCGACCAACUGAUGGUAGCCUUGCAGAAGGUAGUCGACAACCAAAACAGAGGCGAGCUAGGUGGCAGCAGGACGUUCACGAGAUCGUCGGGGUCUCACAUGCCUGCUGGGGAGACGCAGAUCGUCCCGUCAGGGGACGACCAAACUGUGAAGAUGGACCUGCAACGACGCGGCCAGUCGAAAGAACGAGUAUACUGGCGCUGCUACUUCAACGCGGUGACGUGCUUCAAAAGGAAGUGAUAACGAGCCGGAACGUCCGCCGGUCCUCAGCCUCGACUUCGACACCCGACUCGACGAUCCCACACACGUAUAUCAUCUUCUCACACGAACCUGCAACAUACACGCACCUAGCUGCACACGACAGACACCGGACAAAUAAAGUCGCGAAACGAAAGGAAACUAUCCCCUAAGUCCCACCGAUCAGAUUAUUCUUAUAAUCCGUACCUUCCUCGCGAGUCGGGAUCGCCGUUUCAACCCUUAACACAUUGAUGACCGGUAGUUUUCCAUGUCCCAUGUCACCGGUUAUUGUUUCCUAAUUAAACAUGGAAGUGAGACAAUCGGAAUAAACUUCAAUAUACUUCAUUUAAUUUCAUAUACUUGAAAUUAAAUUUUGGACAUAUCUUUUAUAGCUUCGAAUAUUUAUUGCAAUUACAUUAUUCUACGUUUCAAAAAUUGAAAUAGCUGAUGCCAGUAAACACGAGUUAACGCCGGUCAACAAUGUGUUGAGAUCUCCAUCUUCCUCUUUCCCUUCCUCUCACACUCUCUCUCUCUCUCUCUCUCUCUCUCUCUCUCUCUUUCGAACACACGAACAUGUGUUGUGAAACAAUGUUUUGUCUCUCUGGCUUAUAAACAUCGGCAUGCAUUCGAUUAAACGUUACCUUCUAUUUUGGGAGCGUACCAAAAGCAAGACAGAAACCUGGUUGUGCUGGUUCAAUUGGUCACUUUUGAAAUUCAAGCGAUCCCUGAUCCGCGUCUCGUCUGAGAUUGACACGUUCGGUGCCACGUGUACUACAUAUGGUAAGAAAAUGUUUUUAACUAUUUCUACCGUUGUCGAGACACCUCUUGAAACUUUAACUUAAAAUUAUCUUCCAGAUUUAGUCAUAUAUUCUGAAUUCAUUUUUUGACUUUUCCCAUCAUUAUAAAAUCGACUAUAGGAAACGUCAAAAAUUCAAUGGAGAAAAAAUAAUGAAACUGAGGAAACAUUUAUAAGUUAAAAUUUUAAAGGGUUCGACACAGUAGAAACAGCGUUGACACAUGGUCAAGAAUAACGGUAUACAAAGCACCGUAAAGAAACAAUAUGAAAAUAUAUAAAAAUUACCAAGAGCUUGAAUAUCAUUUAUUUUAUUUAAAAAAUCAAUACAGUCCAUAAGGAAAGUGUUACCGAAAUUUCCGUGGCACGGAACGUGUUAAUCCCCAUCGACUCCCAUCCGAAGUUUCCCAUGAGGGUGUCGAGGUGCGUCAAGGCUCCUCGAGCAACCCCUACUCACAAGGGUCCUCCGAACACGACACGCGAUCGAUGUCCGAAACACACCGCUGGUCUUGGUACAUUGGUUGCUGUGGAGCUGGAUGCUGGUUAACGAAGUCCGAGUGCUGGCAAGAGUCAUUUUGUUUAAAAUAGACGGUUCAACACGUUGAAUGCUGAAUUUAGUUCUCAUUAACUUCAUGUCAGCUGGUAUUUAUUGUGUAUAUUGGUGCUAUAAUAAUAAUGAGUCCAGUGUGAAAAAUAAUUGAAAGAGAAUAUUAAAACAGUCUGAAGUCCAUGAUGUUUGUUGGAGCACUCAACGUGUUAAUCUUUAAAAACAAGAUUAAAAAAGACGUUUUAGAUAAUUUCUAAUAUGGAAAAGGUGAUACAAGAAAGCUUAGCUUUCGAAUUUCCUGAAGUUGGUUCAUGUGGAAAACUUCAAAUGAGUCUCCAACGUUAACUGGAGUCAUGGGGCUCUGUAUUAGUAACUGGAGUCUCCAGAUCACGCGAUUUCAUCGCUACGGAUAGUCUCUCCAGGCAAAGCAGCAGCUCGCAGUGCUUCGUGUGCGGAAACAUGUCGACGGCCACAGCCUUCACUGGCACUAACGGGUCGCCGACGUACUGCUUCGACGGUGGCCUGGCCAGGUCCACUAAAUUCCUCGCGGCAGCUCUCGGAUCGCAGGACACGUAGACCAGCCGCGACAAUUUGUUCGCCUUGCGCAGAGUCAGCAAAGCUCGUUGAUCUGAAACGUUUCUCCCUGUACUAGAGCUCUGUUAUUUAUCAGAUCUGUUAUUUAUCAGAUUAGUCUUGGUCUUACGAAGUCCUGCCCGUGGAGGAUCCACAACAGCAACGAUGUUGGACUUGGUGGUCCUGCGGAUCACUGGAGGGAGGAUGUCCUCCGCUUUGCCCACGAAGAACUCGCAGUUAGUCACGUUGUUCGCGACUGCGUUCUCCCUAGCGUCUUUUAUAGCGUCCUCCACCACUUCCAGGCCGAACACCUCGCCGCAGUGCUGCAAUGUCCUGAAUUUAAUACUCUGGAAUACUCUGGAAUACUUUUCAUGGAGUCUUUUUACCUUUGAGAACACCAGACCAAUCGUCCCAGUGCCGCAGCAGAUAUCCAGCAACGCUGUGUCCUCGUUGGGUGCUGCCAAGUCGAUGGCUGCUUUGUACAAUACCUCGGCGCCCAAGGUGUUCACCUGGAAGAACGCCUGCGGAGACACUCGGAACUUCAUGCCCAACAACGUCUCCUCUAUACACUUGGAGCCGGAGAUAUGAGUGAAAUUGUCUCCAUUCUCGCCAUCAAUGCU
Nomia melanderi (Alkali bee) is the source of this 3370-nucleotide messenger RNA. NCBI's taxonomy places the organism in Eukaryota, Metazoa, Arthropoda, Insecta, Hymenoptera, Halictidae. The record is from RefSeq and is a predicted model, not a curated record.